AGCAUUGAAUGGUAUAAUACUAGUUUUGUACAAAUUUAUUUUAAUUUUUUAAAUAAUAUUCUUAGCAGAAACAACAUCAUGUCUACCGGAAAUUUAGCACUUUUAAGCGUUUCUGAUAAAACAAAUCUCUUGCCAUUUGCUAAAAAGUUACACGAAUUAGGAUUCAUUUUAAUUGCAUCAGAUGGGACAGCAAAAUCUUUGAGAGAUGUUGGUCUUCCAGUGAAAGAUGUUUCUACUAUCACAGGAGCACCUGAAAUGCUUAAUGGAAGGGUUAAAACCCUUCAUCCUGCUGUUCAUGCUGGUAUAUUAGCUAGACUCACAGAAUUAGAUCAACAAGAUCUUCGUAAACAGAAUUAUGAGCUUAUUAGGCUUGUAGUAUGUAAUUUGUAUCCAUUUAUGAAUACAAUUGCAAAACCAGAUGUAGCAAUUGAGGAUGCAGUAGAAAACAUAGAUAUUGGCGGAGUAACUUUAUUACGGGCUGCAGCUAAAAAUCAUAAUAGGGUAACAGUGGUUUGUGAUCCAAAUGAUUAUGAGAAAGUUGGAAAAGAGAUGGAAUCAUCUAUUAACAAAGAUACUUCAUUGAACACAAGACAAGUAUUAGCACUUAAAGCAUUUACUCAUACAGCAGAGUAUGACAAUGCCAUUUCAGAUUAUUUCCGCAAACAGUAUAGUGCAGGUGUCUCUCAGUUAACAUUGCGAUAUGGAAUGAAUCCACAUCAAAAACCAGCACAAAUUUUUACUACUUUGGAUCAGUUACCAUUAAUUGUGGUAAAUGGUUCACCAGGUUUCAUUAACCUCUGUGAUGCAUUAAAUGGUUAUCAGUUAGUAAAGGAGUUAAAAACAGCAUUAGGUUUACCAGCUGCAACAUCCUUUAAGCACGUUAGCCCUGCUGGUGCUGCAAUUGGUGUACCAUUAGAUGUAGUACAAGCAAAAUUAUGUCAAGUGGAUGAUUUAUUAAACCAACUUACACCAUUAGCAACUGCUUAUGCACGUGCACGAGGAGCAGAUAGAAUGUCAAGCUUUGGAGAUUUUAUAGCAUUAUCUGAUCCAUGUGAUGAAAUUACAGCUAAGAUUAUAUCUAGAGAAGUUUCUGAUGGUAUCAUUGCACCCAGUUAUUCAGACAAUGCGCUUCAAAUUUUGAAAAAGAAAAAAAGUGGUGCAUAUUGUAUUCUUCAAAUUAAUCCAAAUUAUGUACCUUCUCCAAUAGAAUCCAAAGUUUUGUUUGGUUUAACUAUGGAACAAAAACGUAACGAUGCAGUUAUUAAUAAAGAUACAUUUUCCAAUGUAGUAACUAAAAAUUCGGUAGUUCUUCCUGAUUCUGCUGUGAGAGAUUUAAUAGUAGCUACCAUUGCUUUAAAAUAUACGCAAAGUAAUUCAGUAUGUUAUGCAAAAGAUGGACAAAUAAUUGGAAUUGGUGCAGGACAGCAAUCAAGGAUUCAUUGUACAAGACUUGCUGGAGACAAAGCUGAUAAUUGGUGGCUCCGGCAACAUCCUGAAGUUACUAGCAUGAAAUUUAGGAAAGGUGUAAAGAGAGCAGAAAUUUCAAAUGCUAUUGACAACUAUGUAAAUGGAUCUAUUGGAAAAGAUAUGGAUGAAGCUAUGUGGGCUGCUAUGUAUGAGAAAGUUCCAGAAAAGCUCUUAGAAAGUGAUAAAUUGGAAUGGAUAAAAAAAGCAGAUAAUGUUGCUCUAAGCAGUGAUGCUUUCUUUCCAUUCAGAGAUAAUGUGGAUAGGGCUAGAUUGAGUGGUGUUAAAUAUAUUGCAAGUCCUUUUGGUUCUACAAAUGAUGAGGCAGUAAUACAAGCUUGUGAUGAACACAAAGUGGUAUUAGUUCAUACUAAUAUUAGACUGUUCCAUCAUUAA
This is a messenger RNA of Habropoda laboriosa, 1860 nucleotides long. Its product is annotated as bifunctional purine biosynthesis protein PURH. The transcript is spliced from 7 exons. Gene Ontology annotation, molecular function: IMP cyclohydrolase activity; phosphoribosylaminoimidazolecarboxamide formyltransferase activity. The record is from RefSeq and is a predicted model, not a curated record. Gene Ontology annotation, cellular component: cytosol. Gene Ontology annotation, biological process: 'de novo' IMP biosynthetic process. The coding region runs from base 79 to 1860 and encodes 593 amino acids. NCBI's taxonomy places the organism in Eukaryota, Metazoa, Arthropoda, Insecta, Hymenoptera, Apidae.